Messenger RNA from Sarcophilus harrisii (Tasmanian devil), 2232 nucleotides. Its product is annotated as proteoglycan 4-like. The coding region runs from base 876 to 1652 and encodes 258 amino acids. The transcript is spliced from 3 exons. The record is from RefSeq and is a predicted model, not a curated record. Lineage: Eukaryota; Metazoa; Chordata; Mammalia; Dasyuromorphia; Dasyuridae.
GUACGUGGGCUCUGAAACUGACUGAAAUUUUGCUGGGAUGGGGAGGAUUUCUUUUGUAGCUUGAAACUCUGCUUAGUGACCCCGGGUGCCACUCUGACCAGAGGCGAUCUCAUCUGUAAAGCGAGAACGGCGGGCCGUGGCCUGUCCGCUAUAGCGGAGUACUGGCAGACUGAGAACAUCCCCGACCCGUGAGGGAAGCAGUUGGUCAGCCUUGGCUGUUAUUCCAAUCUGCAGAGCAGACAAUCGAGAACUGUGUGCUUCGGGAAACCUUGCCACAGUGAGUGCCUUUAAAUAAAAAACAAAGUGAGGGGCUGAUGGAGAAACCAGGAGUCAAAGCCCUAAUUCUCCCCGUACUCCAGUAAUCCAGACUGAGACAUAAACUCACUUCUAUGAUUUACACAAAGAUAUGGACCAGAACCACAUGGAACAGGAAAGUGGGGGCUGCUCACCCUCUGCCCCUGAGGAGCAUCCAUCAAAGUGGGACCAGUGCCCCUGCCUGGGUCCCUUUCCCUACCGGAUCUCCCCAGACUUGCCCCAUGGUACCUGCCGGCCCCUCCCUGCCUUUGUGACUUCGGGGCACUUGACCUUUGGCCUGCUGGCAGCCAAGGCCCUUCCCAGGCUCUCCAGCCUGGCCUGUCACCACCCACAGUUAAGCAGGACCAAAAAAGUCAUCCUUCAUCCCAGUAACACCAAACUAUCUCAUACAUACACCCCAUUCUGUCAUCACUUUACCCCCAAGAGUCAUUCCAUAAGACAAAUCGUAUUUUGGGGAAAGGAAGAAAAAAAUCAAAACAUCAAAUCGAUACAUUGAAAAAAAAAUCCAAAUCCUGUGCAAUUUGAAACCUUCCAUCCAAGCUUGUCAACCUUCCAUCCCCAUGAAAGCCUUGGUUAGCUACCACUACCUGCCUGCCACAGAGCAGACCCCUGAUGCAUCCUGGUGCGUGAGGCUGGCCACGGUUGUGUCCCCGAAGACCAUCAGCUCCAUGGAGGCCGAGCUCUCACCCCGAUUCCAGACUGAAACCCCGACCCCUAGGAUGCCCCGGACCGUCAGCUCCAUGAGUGCGGAGAACGCACCUCGGUUUGAGGCGGGAACCCCGACCCCCAGGAUGCCCCGGACCGUCAGCUCCACCAGCGCAGAGAUCGCAUCUCGAAUCGAGGCGGGAACCCCAACCCCCCGGAUGCCCAGAACCGUCAGCUUCACGAGUGCAGAGAUCGCAUCUCGGUUAGAGGCAGGAACCCCGACCCCCAGGAUGCCCAGGGCCGUCAGCUCAAGUGCAGAGAGCACACCUCGGUUCGAGGCGGGAGCCCCGGCGCCCAGAAUGCCCAGGGCCUUCAGCAACUCGAGUGCAGAGAUGGCACCUCGGUUCGAGGCGGGAACCCCGACCCCCAGGAUGCCCCGGACCAUCAGCUCCAUGAGUGCGGAGAUGGCACCUCGGUUCGAGGCGGGAACCCCGACCCCCAGGAUGCCCCGGACCGUCAGCUCCACCAGCGCAGAGAUCGCCUCUCGAAUCGAGGCGGGAACCCCAUCCCCCAGAAUGCCCAGAACCGUCAGCUCCACCAGCGCAGAGAUCGUAUCUCGAUUCGAGACGGGAGCCCCAACACCCAGAAUGCCCCGGAUGCUGAAUAUCAGGACCUCUACCUGCCUUUGCUGAGGAACUGAAGUCAGGCCCAGUCAGGCCUCCCAGAGGCUUUGAGUGCAGGAGGCCCAUGGCAGGCAGGGGCUGGCCCUGAGCUGAGCCCUGGAGGUCCAGCACCUCAAGCAGGAGGAAACCCUUCCCUAGCAGAGGCCGGGCCAGCUCCCCCCGGAGGAUCCUCUGGCCAGCUUCCUGAUUUCCUCCCCCACACCCCCUGCUCCAAACCCCCAUCUCUCCUGGGCCCCCACCACUUGCUGAGUGGCCGGUGAAUCACUGGGGGAAAUGACUGAACGUGCAAGGGAGGCCUUCAGAGGCGGGCUGGAGCCUGGGCAGGAAGGCCAGCCUCCAGAGGAUGCCUUUGGGAGCCAGGCCAGGGGGCUUGGGUCACCCCUUGGGGAAGGGGGAGGAGGAAACCCUUCUCAGCUGUUUUUGAAUUUCAUUUCCAAAAAAAUUGCCAGGAUGUCCUUCCCUAAACAGGGAUGUUGGUGCAGGGAAACAGAGGUGGGGCUGCCUCCGAGGGGGAUGGGGUGUGGGGGGUGUGGGAGCUGGGCAGAGGGCUCCAGGGAAGAGAAAUAAACAGGGUUCUGCUUCCACUCAG